GCAAGCUUCUUUCUAGAAUAAUGGCUUCAAAAAAUAAUGAAACACUAAAUAAAAAGUCUAGUGGAACGCUAGAAAGUAAGCCGAGCGUGCUUAAUUUGUCAUCCAUCUCGAACACAGAUACUUCUUCUGAACUAAAUCAUUUAACGGUCAAAAAAGAAUUUAGGCCAAACAUAAAUUCUGAUGAAACUGCUUUAUCAAGACAGCAGACAAGGCAAACAAUAAUAGAAGAAUUAUAUCAUAGAUCCACUUCAAUAGCUCAAAAGUAUGACGAAGAAAAUGAAAUUAUUCAGAAAGAGACUAAUAACCAUACCAAUAAUCCCAACAAUAAUCAAAAUAUUUUAGUAGAAAACGGAUUGCCAACAAAAAAAGAUGGCUUGGAAUUUUCAAAUAUCGACCCUGAAUUGGUAACAUGGGAUGGAGAGAACGAUCCAAAAUCUCCAAGAAAUUGGUCCCAUCAACAAAAAAUAACAAUCGCAUUCCUCAUAACAUGCUUUGCUUUUGUCUCGCCAUUAAGUUCGACAGUUAUAUCCCCUGCAAUACCAGCAAUAGCAAAAGAAUUUCAAGAAAAUAGUGAUUUAAUUAAAGCUUUAUAUCUCUCAAUAUUUGUUCUAGCAUGGGCCAUAAUUCCAUUAUUUGUAUCCCCGUUAUCUGAAAUAUAUGGUAGAAAAAUCGUUCUAAAUAUUUCAGUAUGGGUUAUGUUUGCCUUUAAUAUUGGUUGUGCGUUUUCUCAUAAUACCACUCAAAUAAUUAUUUUCAGAUUUCUUUCUGGUUGUGGCAGUGCUGCUCCCUUAUCUGUAGGAGCUGGUGUUCUUGGUGACUUAUUUGAUUCUCAAGAAAGAAAUUUCUGGUUUUCACUUUACUCUUUAGGUCCCACUAUCGGUCCUACAAUAGGCCCUGUUAUUGCGGGUUAUGUAGUAGAUGCUCUUGGCUGGAGAUGGGUUUUCUACAUUUUAUUAAUUGUCAAUGGGUUGCUUGGUGUUUUCAGUGUUAUUUUUUUCAGAGAAACUUAUUCUCCAGUUUUGUUGGAGAGAAAGGCUAGAAAGCUUAGAAACGAAACCGGUAAUAAGAAUUUUAAAACAAUUUAUGACAUUACCAAUACUGAGACUGCUUUUGGUAGGUUUUACGUUGAUAUGACUAGACCUUUAAAAUUAUUAACUUUUCAUCCAAUGGUUAUAGGCCUAGGUUCUUUCAUGGCUCUUAUAUUUGGUAUGCUUUAUAUUUUACUAUCUGCUUUUCCUUCAAUUUGGGCAAAUGUUUAUAAUUUUGAAGUUGGAACAACUGGUUUAAUGUUCUUAUCUAUUGGUGUUGGUUACUUGUUUGGUAUUCCAUUUUGGAAUGCUGUUAACCAAAAAUGCUAUAUGAGAUCAAUUACUAGCAAUAAUGGAGUCAUUAAACCUGAAUAUAGAAUCGAAAAUCUUGUUUGGGCUGGAAUAAUUGCACCAAUUGGUUUAAUCGGUUUUGGAUGGACUGCUGAAAACCAUGUUCAUUGGAUUGUACCCUCAAUUUUUGUUGCAUUCUUUGGUUUUGCUGUUGUUUUAAUGUUCCAAGCAAUUGUAAAUUAUCUAGUUGACAUGAACCCUAGAUAUGCUGCUUCUGCUGUUGGAGCUGCUGCUGUUUUCAGGUCUGUAUUUGGGUUUUCCUUUCCUUUAUUUGCACCUUAUAUGUUCAAAUCCAAAUUAAGUUAUGGAUGGUCACUUACUAUUUUCGGAAUUUUUGGAAUGGUAUUAGGGAUUCCAUUUCCAAUUUUUGUUUAUAGAAAUGGCGAAAAAUUACGAAACUGGGCCAAUCGCAGAUUAGAAAAAGAUCAAGCCAAAAGAGAUGAAAAAAAUUUUAAAAGAUUACAAAAAACCAAGCUUAAAGAAAAUGAAGCCUUAAAAUCUGAUAACAACUUCUAAUAAAAAUUCAGGUUCAAGUUAUAUUGAAAGUCUUAAAUUUGGCCUAGAAUUUCCAAAUAUUUUGCAUUUUUAAAGCAUUUCACAUAAUACUAGUACUAGGUAAGAGGAAUCA
This is a messenger RNA of Ascoidea rubescens DSM 1968, 2007 nucleotides long. RefSeq names its product MFS transporter. The record is from RefSeq and is a predicted model, not a curated record. Gene Ontology annotation, cellular component: membrane. The transcript has a single exon. Gene Ontology annotation, biological process: transmembrane transport. Bases 21 to 1895 code for a protein of 624 amino acids. Gene Ontology annotation, molecular function: transmembrane transporter activity. Lineage: Eukaryota; Fungi; Ascomycota; Saccharomycetes; Ascoideales; Ascoideaceae.